AUGCGUCCUCGAAAACUUUUAUCGUGCGUCGCGCUACUAGUCUCCGGCGACGCAGUAAUCUCCCCAGUUAAAACCGGCGUCCGCGCCGCUGUUACUUCCCGAGCUGCGCUACUUAUUUCCCUCGUCGUCGUAAUUCACCUCUCUACCUCCUCCGCGCAGCCCGCGCCUAUCCUCCCCGCUCAAGUUUCCGCCCAAGCCAAGCCCUCCGCAUCCCUGCUUCCGCCAGCGCUCUCCCAAGCGUGUCCGCACACGGGGCUUGCGCCGUCCGCAACCGCCAUUGCGUCAACCCGAUGCCCCGCGGCAUCCGCGCAAUCGUGCUGCGGAGCUUGCGCGGAUCUCAACGCCGCGCUCGGCCUUGCCAGUGCGAGUUUGGGCGACCUGGUGUCGCUCGUCAGUCCCGAGGCUCUGAGUUUCGUGCAGCCCAGCGCCAAGGCGUGCGACGCGUUCAUCGGCCAAACGACGUGCCUGCAGCUGCUGGAGGACCUUACCUGCGCGCUCACGUGCAACCCAGAUGCGGGCGCGUAUGUGAGUGCCACGGCAGCAGGCACGGUGAUCAGCGUGUGUGAGGCGCUUGCUCAGGCGGUGAUGGAAGACUGCCAAGGCAUUGACCUGGGAGAGGUAUCCCUGAGUAGGGUGGCGCCAGACCCAUCCUCUUUCAUGAGCAUAGUGGCAGCGAGCGUGACAUCACUCAUGGGCGCGGCUGACGUCACCAUCACUGUAGAUAACACUGGAUCUUGUUUCAACGGCACAGGUCUUUACCCUCGCUACACUGCCUGCUGCGACCCGCUCACCAUCCCCCCCACAUGCCCUCCCAACUCUAUCAACUCCUCUUACUCCUCCUCCCUCUCCUCUCGCUCCACCACCUCCUCCUCCUCCUUCUCUCUCCCCUCUCUCACCCGAGUCACCGACCCAGACGCGUGCAUGCUCGGCACUCUCCCCCCAACCUCCCAACCUCCCGAACCUGCCCCGUCCUCCGAGCCUUCCCCGGGCCUCUCGCCCGAGCCUGCGCCGCCCCCUCCCGGACCUGUCGUCUACCCUGCAUGUCCGUUCACUAAAGAACCCCCGACAAUCCCUAAGAGGGUCCCAACUCGUUGCCCUGCUGCUGCAAAUAAGACGUGCUGUGCCGACUGCAGCGACUUAGGUUCGGCGAUGAGGCUCGUGGGGACGAACCUAGAGGAUGUUGUGGUGCUGAUUGAUCCGAGCCUGGUUGGAUUCGUGGAUUCGGGCUUUAAGAUGUGUGACAUGUUCACAGGAGGUCAGAUGUGCGAGCAAGCCAUAGAGGAUCUGCUGUGCGCCAUCACAUGUAACCCAGUCGGAGCUGUCCCCCUCAGCACUCUCAUCACCAGCUCCGAGUCGUUCCUCACUGCAUUCUUGUCAACGCUCACCAUGUACCCGCUAUCACCACUUACCAUUUUCCCCCCACCCAACCCCUUAACACCCUCCUUGGCAGUCGGAGCUGUCCCCCUCAGCACUCUCAUCACCAGCUCCGAGUCUUUCCUUAAUGCCAUCGCUGCCAGUGUAAUGAAGGCCAUCGGCUACAGUAACUUCAACAUCGUUGUAGAGAAGGUACAGUGCUGCAUUGACAUCUAA
Messenger RNA from Closterium sp. Naga37s-1, 1590 nucleotides. The record is from the annotation of a GenBank genome assembly. NCBI's taxonomy places the organism in Eukaryota, Viridiplantae, Streptophyta, Zygnematophyceae, Desmidiales, Closteriaceae.